Messenger RNA from Pseudogymnoascus destructans, 771 nucleotides. RefSeq lists its product as uncharacterized. The transcript has a single exon. Bases 340 to 771 code for a protein of 143 amino acids. Lineage: Eukaryota; Fungi; Ascomycota; Leotiomycetes; Thelebolales; Thelebolaceae. The record is from RefSeq and is a predicted model, not a curated record.
GCGGGAAUAAUUAGGUAAGGGGGUAGGUGUAGGCAAGGAGGAGCGUUGGAGAAGUGGUGAUAGGGGUGAUGCGGCCCUUACUUCCUCGCUGGGUCGAUGCUCGUGCAACCCUUCUCCAGAACUAUCUUAUAUAAAGUUUGUCUUCUCCGAUGUGAGAAGAAGAAGUUUUUCCAGAAGCUCUCAUUAUCAUAUCACCUCCAUAAAGCCGAAUACUUCCUCCAGCUAUUCUCCCAGUCUCACAUCAACUUUAUACAGCCAGCUCUCUUUCCAAAAACUCCCAACUCCACGCUCAAACUCCCUUAAAAACAACCCCUAAAACAACUCAAUCUCGAUUCUAAAAUGGCCAAGCUAUCCACCCACUCUUUCGCCCUCCUCGCUUUCGCCACAACCCUCAUCAGUGCUCCCGUAGCAGACUCCACCAACCCCCCCAGCCUCAAUUCCCUCAAUCUCACCACCCGCGCGGACCUAAACACCUGCAGCACCGUCCAACUAACCCGUUCCAACAUCCUCUUGGGAAUAAACUACCUCAUCUCUCUCGGCAACACGCCCUGCGUCGUCGGACAAGAAAGCGUGGUCUUCGUGACGAAGGGGGAUGUAGCGAUCACAGGGUAUAAUGGGCUUAUGGGCGGGGAAACGUCGGCGCCGUGUCAUGAUGUGGGAAUCGCGGCGAGGUGGAUUAUGAAUCAUUGUGCGUUGGCGCCGUUGGCAUUUGGGGGGACGACGACGGCGAUUGGGAAGAAGGAGGUGGUUAUUCGGGUUAGGAAGGCGUAG